UUGGUUCAUUCUGCAGUCAAUACAAAAUACAAAUACGAAGGAACCGUUCCUUGGUGCCGAGUUCUCAGGUCUUGGCCUCGCCCAAUUUCCACGCCUGGACGCCGCAAAUCUCACGCUCGGAUACGAAGAGGCGGUGGGGUUUGAGUCAAUGCUUGGUUGGAAGGAAUCCGAGUGAGAUUAAAGCCGCUUGAUAUUAAUCGUGUCUCGGAUUUUGUUGCUUCUUGUGGAAGCCAAAGCAAAUGGACUGUUCAAUCGGAUUGAGGUUUGCAACGUUUUUGGGGCUCUGGUUGCUGAUUUUCUCCCGAUCGGCGGUGGGGAGGUUUGUGGUGGAGAAGAACAGCUUGAAGGUGACGUCGCCGGAUAGCGUAAAGGGGAAUCAUGAUAGUGCGAUCGGCAACUUUGGAGUUCCUCUGUAUGGCGGAAGUAUGGCUGGAACGGUAGUGUAUCCGAAGGAUAAUAGAAACGGAUGCAAGGAUUUUGAGACUUCUUUCAAGGCAAAACCUGGGGGUUUGCCUAAUUUUGUUCUUAUUGACCGUGGAGAGUGCUUUUUUGCUUUGAAGGUUUGGAAUGCCCAAGCAGCUGGAGCGGCUGCAGUUCUUGUUGCCGAUGACAUUAAUGAGCAAUUAAUUACGAUGGACUCGCCUGAAGAGAAUCAGGCAGCUGAAAAAUAUAUUGAAAACAUAACGAUUCCAUCUGCAUUGAUUGACAAGACUUUUGGUGAGAAGUUGAAGAAAGCACUGAGUGAUGGUGAAAUGGUGAAUGUGAAUCUUGAUUGGAAAGAAGCUGUUCCUCACCCGGACGAUCGAGUGGAGUAUGAACUGUGGACAAACAGCAAUGAUGAGUGUGGGAUUAAGUGUGACAUGAUGAUGGAGUUUGUUAAGGAAUUCAAAGGCGCAGCCCAAAUUCUCGAAAAAGGUGGAUACACUCAAUUUACACCUCACUAUAUUACAUGGUACUGCCCUCAGGCAUUUAUUCUAAGUCGACAAUGCAAGUCUCAAUGUAUCAACCGCGGAAGAUACUGUGCCCCUGACCCCGAGCAAGAUUUCAGCUCUGGUUACGAUGGAAAGGAUGUGGUUGUUGAAAAUUUGCGCCAGCUGUGUGUGUUUAGAGUGGCCAAUGAAACGAAGAAGCCAUGGAUCUGGUGGGACUAUGUUACCGAUUUCCAAAUUAGAUGCCCCAUGAAGGAGAAGAAAUACAACAAAGAAUGUGCUGAUGGUGUCAUCAGAUCUUUAGGGCUCGAUUUGAAAAAAAUUGAGAAAUGCAUGGGCAACCCCGAGGACGAUUCAGAGAACCCCGUUCUGAAGGAAGAGCAGGAUGCUCAAGUUGGAAAAGGAUCACGGGGAGAUGUUACCAUAUUGCCUACACUUGUUGUGAAUAAUCGACAGUAUCGAGGGAAGCUGGAAAAGGGUGCAGUUUUGAGGGCCAUAUGCUCAGGCUUUGAGGAAACGACAGAGCCAUCUGUUUGUUUAAGUGAGGAUGUGCAAACGAAUGAGUGCUUGGAUAACAAUGGUGGCUGCUGGCAAGACAAGACAGCUAAUAUUACAGCUUGCAAGGACACAUUUAGAGGACGAGUAUGUCAAUGCCCUGUGGUUAACGGUGUCCAAUUCAAGGGCGACGGCUAUAACUCGUGUACUGCAAGAGGACCCGGGCGAUGCAAAAUCAACCACGGAGGCUGUUGGCACGAAAGCAGAAACGGGAUCACCUUCUCAGCUUGCGUGGAUGAAGAGGAUGGUAAAUGCACAUGUCCUCCCGGAUUCGAAGGCGAUGGCAAAAGUUGUAAAGACAUCGAUGAAUGUAAGGAUAAGAAAGCUUGCCAAUGUCCGGAAUGCCAUUGUAAGAAUACGUGGGGGAGCUACGAGUGCAGCUGCAGCGGGGACCUUCUAUACAUCAAAGAACACGACACCUGCAUAAGCAAAAGAUCAGCUGGUGUGAAGUCUGCCUGGACUGUUGUCUGGAUUAUUAUGCUCGGGUUAGCCGUGGCAGGUUGCGGGGCGUAUCUUGUGUACAAAUAUAGGAUCCGGUCAUAUAUGGAUUCGGAGAUACGGGCGAUAAUGGCGCAGUACAUGCCGCUAGACAGUCAAAACGGGGUUGUGCAUCACGCGACCGAAGAUCAUGCUUGAUGAUGACACAUUUGUUUCCACGUACAAUACAAAACAAUGCACUUUUUUGAAGGUAGAUUUAUUAUAUACAGUCAGUGUUUUUGUGUAUUUUCAUUGUCCUACUUUUUCUUCCAUUGUUGGAACAAAGCACAGAAAAAAAGAAAAAAAGGGGUUUUUAAAGGUUUAUGUUAGACUCUGCAAUUUAAAUUGUUGUUUGUUAUUAUUAUGUGGAUCGCUCUCUCUAUCUCAUCAUCUGUAAAUAUAAUGAUUCAAAUAAAUGGUUUCUUGAGUCGAUUA
Molecule: messenger RNA, 2396 nt
Organism: Andrographis paniculata
Lineage: Eukaryota; Viridiplantae; Streptophyta; Magnoliopsida; Lamiales; Acanthaceae
Product: vacuolar-sorting receptor 3-like
Exons: 12
Coding region: 240-2120 (626 amino acids)
Molecular function (GO): calcium ion binding
Source: RefSeq, a predicted model, not a curated record